UAAAUGGCCAAGUUUGACGGUGGCUUUAUCACUCUCAUCAGAAGUUCCUCAGUGCCUUGAGCCCUCCAGGCUAACAACAGUGUCCUUGUCCAAAUUGACAGUCAUAUAACCAUUGCGUGCUCUGGCGGCAAACACCGGUUCAUACGCAUUGUUGCAAUUAUUUGCUCUGACUUGCGCACUAGGACUACUACUCCGGUCAACUGCACUUCCAGCUUCGAUUCGGCCCGGAUAAUGAUUUCGUAGACCACGGGCGCGUGUCGGGAAGCGUUCUGCCCUCUGCGUGUACCUGAGCUGGAUGCUGCCGGGCCCUGGCCCAGCUAACAUUACCAAAGCGUUGAGUAAACUGGACACUGAGUAGGUCGCAGCUGCUGCGCGUCAAACUCGUGAUGGGGGCACUCUUUUGUCAAAUUUGGGUGUACCAAGGCGCGUAACACGGACACGAUUUUGACUACAAAGGAUGCCUCAAUGCGGCAUCGACAUGCUGUGUCUAGACGGCGCUCGGCACCGUGCGUGCGGGCAGGGCGUCCGCACAGUACCCUCGCUUCGGCAAGCGCUACUCCUCGCGGCGCUCUUGCUCCUGUCAGCUAUCAACAGCACUAGCGCCUCGGGCACCGAUGCCACCUGGUCCAUAGCGGCCUGGGCUGAUCUGCAGCCGGUUGGCUCGGAGGCAGAGCUCGUGGCUGCUGUGCGGAACGCCAGCUGCGUGGGGGCACGCCUCACCGACAACAUCCGGCUGACUGCGGGCGGGUGGCCGGCUGCACCCAUAGUCAGGGCCUCCAACUUUACAGUAGAUGGCGCCAACCAGAGCUACAUACUGGACAUGAGCUUCAUAGAGAGCAAAAUAACGAUUGCGCCAGGCGUCGCGUUCAUGUUUAACCAGAUUGAGAUCCGCAACACGCGGCAGCGCAGCGGCUUCGAGGCCGACAUCUUCAGCGCCUCGCCCGGCAGCUGGCUGGUGUACGACCACGUCAUCUACCACUGCUUCGCCUGCCUGCCGCUGUCUCUGCUGUACGGCAUCAUGCAGACACUGCCGCCAGCCGGCCUGCCGCAGAACAUCACCAUGCUACUGCCGCCGCCCGGCGUCAACAGCAGUAGCAACAGCACCGUCACGGGGGGCACGCCCGCGGCCAGCCUGGACUCCUGGCGGCACACCUGGUGCCGGCAGCGGCCGGCGGCGCUGGCGCAGUGCUACAGCGGCGCCCAGGUGCUGGACAUCCACACGGGCAGCCUGGAGCUGGCGGUGUCGGGGCUGUCGGGUGUGGCCAGCGGCGGCGGCUAUGCGCUGCUGGCGGAGGACGUGCAGUUCGUCUGCGAGGACCCCUCCACUGAGGAGUGCGGCAACAGCCAGGGCUAUGAUUACUGCGUGCGCACCAAGAUCCAGGACAUAUACAGCAGGGACGUCACCUGGGCGAAGCUGGCGGCAGCGGCGGCCGAGCAGAACGCCAGCUCCAGGGGUGGGGACGACAGCGGCGGCGGCAGCAGCACCGGGGCGGUGGUGGGCGCCGCGGUCGGAGCUGCCGUGGGUGGUUGCCUGCUGCUGGCAGCCGUUGGGGCUCUGGUGGUGAUUCUGCGCCGCCGCCGGCAGCAGAGGCACCAGCAGCAGCCAGACGCGAAGGCGCCUGGCGAUGCCGCAGCCGUCACCGCCAGGGGAGCCAACGGCCACGCACCAGCUGCCACCGGCACUGCUGGUGGCGGCGGUGGUGAUGAUGUUGAUGGUGCUGCUGCGAAUGGAGUUGGCAGGGACGGGGCUGUGGGGGAUGGAGGGGGCAGUGGGGCUCUGCAGCAGGUGGUGGUGCUCAACGGGGCCGGUGGCGCCGACAACGGCGGUGCCCUGUCAUCUGGCUCGGGUGCGCCGGCAACAGCUGCGGCAGCAGGGCUUGCCGCGGGGGCUGUGGCGGCGGCGGCUGCACCCGGCGGCAGCAGCGGCCUCGUCGACGGCAACAGCACCAGCCUGGGCCUGACUGCCUCAGGCACCAACACCAGCAGCACGGCGGGUGGGGCGCUGGUGACCGCGCCGGCUGCAUCCAACGGCACACGCGCCGACAGAGUGCUGGCCGCGCCGCAGACAGCAGCAGGCGCGGACCCAAGCAGCGCCCUGCUGCCCAUGCCACCCCUCCCGGCCGCAGCGCCUGCCGUUACAAUGGGCACAAAGGGGGCGGGCCUGCCGCGAAGUGGCAGCAGCAACGCAAACGGCCGGGGGGCUGGCGGCGGCUCUGGCGAGGGCACCGGCGGGGCUGUGUCUGCGUCACUGCAGCUGCAGCAACAGGGCGCAGCAGCGGCGGCGACUGGGACAGGGUCUGUGGUAGUGGCAGGAAUCAGCAUUGACCUGAACACCACUCUGGGCACGGGCUCCUUCGGCAAGGUGUUCCACGGCAGCUGGCAGGGCCGGCCCGCCGCCGUCAAGGUGCUGCAGUACGGCACCGACCUGCAGCGGGCCGUGCACAACGAGGUGCUGCUGAGCCAGACCCUCAGCCACCCCAACCUGGUGGGCAGCCUCUACUUCGCGCAGGUGCUGCCCGGGGGCCGCCUGGGACUCACCGCCACCGCCUCCGCCUCCGCCGCCACCGCCGCCACGUCGCACUGCGCGCCGCCGUCGCUGAUGGCCUCGCCCGCCUCAGCCGCUGUGUCCGCUGGCACAGGCACGCCGCCGGCCAACGGCCGCGGCGGCGCAGGUGCUAGUGCGGGUGCUGCCGGCGGCGGGGGCGCGAGGAGCAGUGGUAGCGGAGGCGUGCCUGCGGCUGUGGCUGCGUCUGCGUCUGCUGCUGCUGCUGCGGCGGCGGCUGCGGCUGCGGCGGGUCGGUCUGCCAACUUGAAUGUGGUGCGCAUCAGCAGCGGGCCCAGCUCCGCGGUGGCGCACGGCUCCAGCGGCAAGCGGCUGCUGCAGCACAGGAACAGCAACCAGUCCCAGCUGCAGCUACAGCCGCAGGAGAGGGCGCAGCAGCAGCAGCAGCAGCUGCAGCAGCAAGCGGGUGGCGGGGCCGGGCGUAGGGGCGGCGGCGCCGCUGGCGCGCCGCAGCUGGCGCGCCGCUCUGAGCCGCCCUCAGUGCACGCCUCAGCCCGGCUGGAUGCGCAGACGGCGGCGGCGGCAGCCGAGGCGGCGGCAGCGGUGGUAGAGGCUGCAGUCGGCGGGCUGCUGGGUGCGGAAGCGCCGCCGCUGGCGCGCACCAGCGCGCCCACUCCCGGCGGCGGCCGCGGGCCUGGCGGGCAGCAGUCGGCACCAGGGCUGGACCAGCUGGGCUGGGCAGACCUGGAUCAGGAGGAGGAGGAGGGGCAGGAGGCUGGGGGACAGGGGCAGAGCGGUGGGUACGAGCACAGCUCGGGCGGUGCCAGCGGGACGCAGGACGUGCUGUCGCGCUGGGCAGAGCAGCGGCGGCGGCAGGAGGCGAUGGAGGAGCAGGGCGGCGGCGGCGCGGCGCUGCUGGUGGCGGCGGGCGGGACCGAAGUCACGCCCAAUGGCUACGUCGUGGCGCCCAUGUCGGCGGUGCCGGAACAAGCCGCAGCGGCGGCGGCAGGCGGCAUGGCAGGCGUGGCGGCCGCCGCCGAUCGCCUGGCCAGUGGAGAAGCCGGCAAUGUGGCGCCCGGCGCGCCCGCGUCAGCAGCCCUGCCGGCGUUUCCCUCGGAUGCCACCACAGCUGUGGGCGGCGGCGACACGGCCACAGCCGCCUACGCCGACAUGCCGCCGCCGCCGCUCAUGUCGACUGACCCCGGCGGCGGCACCUCCCAGGCGGUCGCGGCACAGCCGCCACGGCCGCCUGCGCCUAAGCCGGGAGCCACGGGCGCGGCGCGAACCGGUGCUACUGCCACAAACGCUGUGGCAGCUGGUGGCGGCGGUGCUACAGCCCUGCCGCUGGAGGCUCUGUGGCUGGCGGCUCACACGCAGCCGGCGGCGGGCAGCAGCCACGGCUUCCUGGUGAUGGAGCUGUGCGAGGGCGGCAGCGCGUUCGCCUGGCGGGCGGGGCACUGGCGCCUGCCGGAGGACCGCCCAGACCUGGCCGUGCUGCUGCGGCUGGCGCUGGAUGUGGCGUACGGAAUGGCCUACGUCCACUCACUGGGCGUGUGUCACGGCGACCUCAAGCUGUCCAAUGUGCUGCUGGCGAGGCAGCAGCACCCGCAGCACCUCUCGACAUCCGUGAGCGGCUUGGCGAGUGGUACGGGCAGCAACGGCAACAGCGGCGCGGGCGGCAGCAGGGCCGGGCGGAUGGGUCCCAGGGGCAACGGCAACAGCGGGGCGAGUGCGGCGGCGGCGGCUGCGGCGCUGGAGGAGGCGCCGAACGACCGACUGGCGGGCUGGACUGCCAAGAUUUGCGACUUUGGCCUGGCUCGGGUGCUCACUGGCGAGCGCACGCACGUGUCCACCCGCCCCUACGGCACACCCACACACAUGGCGCCAGAGCUGUGGACCAAGGGCCAUGUCUCACAGCCUGCCGACGUGUAUGCGUACGGCAUCCUGCUGUGGGAGCUGGCCACUGGCGAGCGGCCGUACAAGGGCCUCAACGCCGCGCGCAUCCUGCACCGCGUGCUGCUUAGCGGCGGGCGGCCCGCGCUGCCGCUGUGGCUGCCGCCCUCCUACACACGGCUGGCGUCACAGUGCUGGGCGCAGUCGCCCAAGGAGCGGCCCACGUUCCCCGACAUCGUGCGACACCUGGAGGCGAUGCUGGCGGUGCUAGCUGCCGUCACGCCGCAGGCGUAACGCGGAGGGGCGGCAGUGGCGUGAGCCGGGCGACUGUUGAGGGGGCGCAGGCGGCAUUCAUGCGUACCUCACUGACUGCAUGCCUUGGAGUCAAGUGUGGCACGUGUGACGUGAAGUGCCACAGCACGGCCAGCGGCGGCAACUGGCGCAACAAGGCGGAGCUCCCAUUCAGUCGGAUCUCAUUCGGAUCCCGGUGGGCCCGGUGGUGGUGGCAUUGGUGGUGGGGGCGCAGCCCCGCUUCUUGAUAGCCACGUUUCUUGUUGGCGCUGCCAAACCCAAGGCACACAAUGGUGACCCUCUCCCAUUGCACUUUUUAUCGCACUGCUACACGUGCUGACUGCUUAGCCGCUCGCGUACAUGGGCAUUAGGCUGGAAGCAGCAUACGUCGGGACUUGCUGCUUGCAAGCUUUGCGACAUGACUUGUGACAGGUGUGAACGCCUCACGGUUGGUGUGGGCUUUCUAUGCCAGAGCACUGAUGGUGGGUGGCGGGCGCGCAAGUGCCGCAUGCUGCAUGCACUGACAGCAGCAGCAGCAGCACUGGGGGUGCCGGGACACGGCGGCCGCCACCCGCCGCAGAGUGCACGGCUGAUGUGGGGUCUCGUACGAUGCUAGGUGCGCGUUUCGUAUGCAAUUGAUGGGAUUCGGUGAACUUGUUUCUUCCACAGCACGCAACUCUGCUUCUGUCAUGCCUUGUGCACUGUUGGGUGAAUGGUUGGCUACGGAGAUGCGCUGCCACGUGGUAACGUGCGUUUCUAUGCACUUAGCAAGCGUGUUAUGAUGGGUGUGGCUGGGUACACUACUGGACCGUCCAACACAGUGCUGAGAGAAUGCCGUAUGAUGUGCAUGUACCAUGGAACACAUGCCUGGAAUCGUCCGCCCCGGUGGUGGGGGUUUGCGCCUAAGGCGCGGCAUGCAAGGGAUGAGGUAAAGACUUUGCACGGCUUGUGCACAUACGGUACAUUGCACGACAUUGUUUGGUUGCGUGCGUGCGUGCGGUGCCAGGCAGGAGCGCACGCCUCCGGGGGACAUGUACAGCGCCCGGCCUCCGCCGCACGUGUGGCAGUGGCGGCUUUGGAGGGGAUAUCACGCGCGAACAUAAGGCUUUAUAAGGGCGGGCGCAAGCAGGGCUCUGUGAUAGGGGCGCACAAUGGCCCUGGGUCUUUCUGGAGCGUUAUUGCACUCAAGCAACCUGACAGCCAAAAAGUUGGAGUCUGUGGUCUGCGCAUUUCUGCGCUAAGUUCUCCGUGACCACAAGCGCACCAAUGAGGGUGGGCACAUUGACGGAAGUGGGAAAGGGUUGGCGCUCACUUGCUAGGCGUACUUCCGAUGAGUUUGAGUAUUGGGUGUGGCGAAAAACCUCCGCCGGAUGUCGGGGGUCAGGGGCUCCUGAGAAUGCAUUUCGGGGUCGGGGACACCCGCCGCUGGUGUUGUGGUUAGUCCUAGCAACGCUGGUUGUACGGUAUAUCCUCCAGCAUUACGGUGGCAAGGCGGGCGGGAGAUGGGGAGGCAAGCGUGGGAGGCGAGGGGGCCAGAUGGCUAACCGCACGGCUGAGGGACCUAGUGGGCAGCGCUGGUGAGAUCCACGUGAUGUUAGAUAUCGUACACAUGCACGCAGACAUGUACGGCAGGCGCCCACAAUUGUGUCGUGUGAAAUGUGUGGAAUGGGGACAGAGGUUUGCGGCACUGCAGCAGGGCCGUGUCAACACAACAAUUUGACUACAAUGUCAUGCCGGGCUGGCCGUACGCACUGCUGCGCACAUCCAGCACCUUUCCCUUCUCCCGCCGCUGGUUAGGCCAAGGUUCUAGGCACUGGAUCAUUCCAAGGGUCCACACCGUCCUAA
Chlamydomonas reinhardtii is the source of this 6532-nucleotide messenger RNA. RefSeq lists its product as uncharacterized. The record is from RefSeq and is a predicted model, not a curated record. The transcript has 18 exons. NCBI's taxonomy places the organism in Eukaryota, Viridiplantae, Chlorophyta, Chlorophyceae, Chlamydomonadales, Chlamydomonadaceae. Bases 479 to 4690 code for a protein of 1403 amino acids. Gene Ontology annotation, cellular component: plasma membrane. Gene Ontology annotation, biological process: cell surface receptor protein serine/threonine kinase signaling pathway; protein phosphorylation. Gene Ontology annotation, molecular function: transmembrane receptor protein serine/threonine kinase activity; ATP binding.